GUAUGGUAUUAUAUAUUCUUAAGUCUCAACCAGAACUCCUGAUAACAGAAGUCACCCACAAUUCCUUCUUCCUUCCUUCUAUAGACAGUAUGAGCAGUAUCAUGUAUUUCCAACCUUUCAUCCCCCAAACGCAUCCAAUAUUCAAACCAUAUGGAUUCAAUCGCCGUUCAAUUUUUGCCAGAAAAAAACUCACCGCUCGAUUUCGAGCCUCUUCUUCUUCCUCUUCAUCUUCUUCCACUAACCAUUCAUGGACAUAUGAUGUCUUUCUAAGUUUUAGAGGAGAGGAUACACGCAGCAAUUUUGUAGGCCAUUUGCACAGCAAUUUAGUUCGGAGGGGAAUUAAAACCUUCUUAGAUGAUGAUGGCCUUGGUAGAGGAGAAGAAAUAUCACCCGCUCUUCUUAAAGCAAUCGAGGAGUCAAAAAUUUCAGUCGUCGUACUUUCAAAAAAUUAUGCUUCCUCAAAGUGGUGCUUGGAAGAACUCGUGAAGAUACUUCAGUGUAGAGAAUCAAAGCAACAAAUGGUUUAUCCCGUUUUUUACAAGGUAGAUCCGUCAGAUGUGCGACAUCGGAACGGUAGCUUUGGUGAGGCACUUGCUCAUCAUGCAGGCAAAUUCAAGGAUAACUUGAAGAAGGUGGUGGAGUGGAACAAAGCUCUUACAACAGUAGGAAACUUGUCUGGGUGGCAUUUCUUGGACGGAGGUCAUGAAUCUAAGUUCGUUGAUGCAAUUGUCGAAGAGAUUUCACGGAAGCUAUUAGACUACACAUAUUUAAGUGUGGCAAAGUACCCAGUUGGAAUAAAGUCUCGUGUGGAGAGUAUGCUUAAUCUUUUAUGUAUUGGGAAAAAUGAUGUCCACAUAGUAGGGAUAUGGGGAGUUGGUGGAAUAGGAAAGACAACAAUUGCUAAAGCAGUUUACAAUUCAAUUGCCUAUAAAUUUGAAGGUAACUGUUUUUUGGCAAAUGUUAGAGAAGAGUCAAUGCGAUCUGGAGGCCUUGUCCGUCUACAAAAGACUCUUCUUCGCAAGAUUCUAAGGGACGACAAAUUGAAGGUGCCUAGUGUUGAUGAAGGAAUAACCAUGAUAAAAGAAAGGCUAUGUCAUAAAAGAGUUCUUUUAGUUCUCGAUGAUGUGAAUCAAUUGAACCAGUUAAACAAAAUAGCAGGAAAUCCUAAUUGGUUUGGUUCAGGCAGUAGAAUAAUUGUUACAACAAGAGAUAAGCAUUGCUUAACUGCUUGUGAUGUCAAUGAAAUAUAUGAGGUGAAGAAGUUAAGUCACCAUGAAGCUUUAGAGCUCUUCAACUUUAAUGCCUUCCAAGAACAUAGACAUAUGAAUUAUGAAUAUGUUGAACUCGUAAAUAGUGUCCUACUCUAUGCUCAAGGGCUUCCCUUAGCUUUAGAAGUUUUGGGUUCAAGUUUACGUGGUAGGAAUGUAAAUCAAUGGAAAUGUGCAUUAGACAGUUACAAAAGUCUUCCCAAGCAAGAGAUUCAAGAAGUUCUGAAAAUAAGUUAUGAUGCAUUGGAACCUUUGAUCAAAGAAGUUUUUCUUCACAUUGCUUGUUUUUUCAUAGGCAAAAGUAAGAACUAUGUGACGGAUGCACUAGAAGGUUGUGACCUUCCUAAAUUCGGUAUUGAAUUACUCAAGGAAAAAGCGCUCAUAAAUGUUACCGAAGCAAAUGAUAUUGAGAUGCAUGAUCUACUAGAAGAAAUGGGCCAAGAAAUAGUUUUUCAAGAGUCGCCAAGUGAGCCUGGACAACGUAGCAGAUUAUGGCGUUACGAGGAUGUUCACCGAGUUUUUGUGGAAAACACAGUAAGUGAAGGAACAGAUAAAGUUCGAGGCAUCAUGGUCGAUGACAUGAAUGGAUUGGGAGAAAAUAUACGCUUGAAUAGUGAAAGCUUCUUAAAGAUGAGAAGCCUUCAAAUUUUGAUAAUCUCUGGCGAUGUAUUUACUGGAGAUUAUGUGAAUUAUCUAUCCAAUGAGUUGAGGGUCCUUAACUGGGAUUGUUGUCCAUUCCUAUCUUUUCCACCCAAUUUUAACCCCAAGAAACUUGUUGUACUCAAGAUGCAUAGGUCUUUUGCGGGGGAGGUAUUGCAGGCAUUCUUUCAACCUUGGAGCGGCAAGUCACCCCUGGGGAUAGGACUGGAGAUUAUGCAAAGUUUGAUGUACAAGUCAGAAUGCUUUGGUCUAAAAAGAAUUCGUGUCUUCUCUAGAUUCCCAAAUUUAGUGGACAUGAAUAUGAGUAAUUGUAGAAACUUAGUUGAAAUUAAGAUUGGAUUUCUUAAGAAUCUAGUCAACUUGGACCUUGGCGGCUGCUGGAGUCUUAGGAAGUUUGAAAUUGCGGAAGUGAUGGAGUCCUUAAAGAGCCUGGAUCUAAGUUACACUGCCAUCAAAGAAUUGUCGUCAUCAUCAAUUGGCAAUCUCAUUAGUCUUGAAAUGCUAACUUUAAGAGCAUGCGAUGAACUCACAAAGGUGCCAACAGAGUCGGAAAUUUCAACCAUUUACUCGACAAGUUUACAGGAGAAGCACUAUGAUCCUCUAAUCGUCAAUUUGAGUGAGUGCAGGAAUCUCGUAGAAAUUUCAGACUUCCAUCGAGAAAUCUAUGGCUUAGAUGCGAGCGGUUGCCAUGCAUUGAGAAAAAUUUCAAGAUUGUCAAACAUUUUGGAAGGUAAAGAGUCAACAAUGAUUCCUUGGAUGAACUUGCAUGGUUGUGAUGAACUGUGCAACAAUCUGGCUCAUGACUACGUGGAAAAACUGAAAAAGAAUUUGCCAGAUGAUUCAGUGGUAACGGCUCUGUUGUCUCUGUUUCUCUCAUGCCGGCAAUCUGAGUUCGAGGUUGCAUUUCCCGGAAGUGAAUUUCCAGAGUGGUUCACCUGCCGUAUGGAUUUUGAGAGGUUCCUCUGGCCUAGGGAUGUUGAUAAGAAAGGAUCUCAAGUAUACAACUUUAGAAUUGAAUUUCCUGAAGAUUUUAGAUGGGAGAAGAAAGGGUUGGCUUUCUGUCUUCAAACUGAAAGGGAGAGAUUUCCCUGGUUUGGGGAUCCAUAUUUCAGACUCUGCUCAAUCUACAUUAAUGGUGUGUGCAUCAACAAAGAAUCCAAACCCUUGCGAAGCCGUUGUUCCGGUAAGCAUUUGUGGUUGUGCUAUGUGCCAUUCAAUACAAUAAUAAGACGGCUCAGUGAGAGUGGCUUACCGCCACCUUCCAUUUGUCUGGUUGAGUUUGAAUUUGAAUAUCAGACCCCAAAAAGUCAUGAGGGUUUCGUGAAACAAAUUCUAGUAAGGGAGGGAAGCUGCGGGGUUCACGUAGUAAUGCCAGAGGAUGAAGGGGUAUUUGUGAAUUCUCCAUCAUCUGCAGGAACCAUCAAAUCCUUAGAAAGUGGAAGGACUGCUACUCUCGACCAAUUUUAAAUGCCCAGUCUUAAAAGGAUUUGGGUUUCCUCAACUCUUAGUCAGACACUCAGACUAGUUUGUGUGGUUUUUAUGAGCUUCUCGGGAACCUUCAAUCAUGCAUGAUAGUCGAAAAGUUCGUGUGCAGUCUGAAUCUCUGUUGACAGACCAUUUCACCAGUUUUUAUUUUUUACUUUUAUUAUUAUUAUCAAUAAGCAAGCAAGCAGCACCCAUCAAGUAGGUUGGGUCAGGACUCAGGACUCCCUGUGCUGUUGAGUUGUAUAAAAUUUGAGUAAAACACAGAAAUAGGGCGCGUCCAAAAUGUUUGGCCAGUUUGCAAAGAAGAAAGAUAAUUUGGUCUGGUAAUAUUGUCGUUAGGAAAAUGGUUACGGUCUCUUGGCGCCAAGUCUGUGCUCCUAAAGCUGAGUCUGGGCUUGGUUUGCAAGAUCUUAGGACUCUUAAUAGGGCUGCUCUCUUGACCAUGGGAUGGAGUACUCUCACUUUGAAAUCUCUAUGGAGUUCUUUUGCAUGUACGAGGUUCUCGAUCUCCUGUCAUAUGAAUUAUCGCUAUUUUGGUUCGUCAUUAUGGCAGGGGUUGAAAGCUACUCUUCCAAUAAUUUUCCAACACUCAAGAUGGCUCAUAGGAGAUGCAAUGGAGUUUGCCACACUGUUUCUCUACUUUAUUUCCAGUUCUGGUAGAUGAGAUUCAUAGUUUGCCCCUCCCUAUUGUCCCUGAAGAUGAUCUUUUGAUUUGGGAGGAUUUGGGUAAUGGGUUUUUCUCCUUUUCUGAGGGAUAUAAUCUUCUACGUCCACACUUUGCUUCUAAUGGUCCACAAGCUCAAGUUUGGAGGCAUUUUCUUCCACCACGGUUCUCUAUACUUGUUUGGCGUCUCCUCCAUAACAAGUUACCCACAGAUGACCAACUUCAACGACGGGGCAUCCCAUUGGUUUCGGUAUGUCAGCUUUGCUCUUUUUGCACUAUGGAGGACUCAACUCAUUUAUUUGUUUCUUGUUCCUUCGCUCAGCAUGUUUGGCAAUGGUUGUCAUGCUGUUUUGGUACUUCGUUACCAACUCAUGGCUCAAUUGGUGAUUUAUGGAGUACAAUUGUUGGUAAACCGUUUUCUCCUCAACUAAAAAAUUUAUGGCUUGCUGGCUGUCUGUUUGCUUUCAUGGCUAUUUGGAAAACAUGUAAUAAGCUUUGUUUGAAUGAUAAGAGGCCUUCUCUUAUGCGUGUUUUUCGCUCUAUUAAAUCUUGGUUGCGGUUUGCUGCUCCUCAUUUGCCUGGUUAUUCCCGUGAUGUGUUGGAUUCUCAGUUGCUAGUGAGCCUGGGAAUCCAACCAGUUGCUCGCAAAUCAGUUGCUCCUCGGUUGGGUCUUUGGCAUCCCCCUAUUUUCCCUUGGAUUAAGCUUAACACUGAUGGGUUAGCUAAAUGUAUUCCUGGCCCUGCAGCUUAUGGUGUUGUUUUUCGGGUUGCGAAUGGUCAUUAUUUUGGAGGUUAUUGUCAAGGUUUAGGUCAACACUCAGCUUUCUUUGCGGAGUUAAUGGGAGUUAUAAUUGGUAUUGAGAUUACUUUUCGAAUGGGAUGGCAUUGUAUUUGGUUGGAGAGUGAUUCGACGAGUGUUUUAGCAUGUAUUUCCUCUACCUCAUUUGCACCUCCUUGGCCACUGCGCAUUGCUUGGUUGAAUUAUUUAUCUCACAUUCGGUCAAUGACAUUUUCACUACUCUCAUGUUCUUCGCGAAGGCAAUUCUGUGGCAGAUAGGUUAACAAAUUUGGGUUUGGCUUCUUCAUCUCUGAUUUGGCAUGCCUCACCUCCACCCGAGAUCUCUCCAUACUUGAGAAUGGAUGACCAGGGGUUCCCUUAUUCUCGUGUUUCUUCUUGAUGUUGCUUUGGGCUUCUUGGAGUUUAUCUCUUUCUUUUUCUCUGUUCCACAGAUGGAAAAUUUAUUUCUUUUCCAUCUUUUAUUUCUUUCUCUGGUCUGUAUUUUUGGGAUUUGGCUUUUGUCCUCCCUUCUCUUGUUUGUAUUUUUCUUUAUUAUUAAUUUAGGACUAAAUACUGUUUAGUCCUUGAACUUUUGCCCUAAAAACACUUCAGUCACUGGCCUUCUAAUUUCAUA
Molecule: messenger RNA, 5489 nt
Organism: Rosa rugosa (rugosa rose)
Lineage: Eukaryota; Viridiplantae; Streptophyta; Magnoliopsida; Rosales; Rosaceae
Product: disease resistance protein RPV1-like
Exons: 6
Coding region: 3-3395 (1130 amino acids)
Biological process (GO): defense response; signal transduction
Molecular function (GO): ADP binding; ATP hydrolysis activity
Source: RefSeq, a predicted model, not a curated record